Nematostella vectensis (starlet sea anemone) is the source of this 662-nucleotide messenger RNA. RefSeq lists its product as uncharacterized. The transcript has a single exon. NCBI's taxonomy places the organism in Eukaryota, Metazoa, Cnidaria, Anthozoa, Actiniaria, Edwardsiidae. The coding region runs from base 11 to 571 and encodes 186 amino acids. The record is from RefSeq and is a predicted model, not a curated record.
CUUAUGCAGAAUGUGUGGCUUAAAAGAUGAAACGGUGAAUCACUUACUGUGUGAAUGUAGCAAGAUGGCACAGAGCCAGUAUAAACACCGACACGACAACGUGGCCAGAAUUGUGCACUGGGCAAUUGCGAAAGAACAUGGAUUUGAGGUUAAAGAAAAAUGGUAUGAACACGAGCUAUUACCAGUCAUCGAAAAACCUGACCUAAAAAUACUGUGGGAUGUUACCAUCCAAACAGAUAGGGAAAUCCAAGCCCGAAGACCUGACAUCGUAAUAGUGAACAGAAAAGAAGGUGAAUGCAUAGUAAUUGAUAUUGCUGUGCCAGGAGAUGCUAAUGUCGGCGAAAAGGAAAAGGAGAAAGUCCUGAAAUACCAGGAUAUAAGAAGAGAAAUUGCCCGAUUAUGGGACAUAAAGACAUGUGUUGUUCCAAUCGUUGUUGGCGCUCUCGGAACAGUCAGUAAAAACUUGACAAAGCAUUUAAGUUCGAUUGGCUUAAAGACAAGGAUCGAGUUACUCCAGAAAGGAGCUCUCCUCGGAUCAGCGUGGCUACUAAGACAGGUGCUCGAGGUCUGAGGUCGUAGGAUACGACUUGACCUCGAUACAUAACCUACCAGCUGUUAACAGCUGCGAUCGAAUAUGUAUAAUAAUAAUAAUAAUAAUAAUA